Helianthus annuus (common sunflower) is the source of this 1476-nucleotide messenger RNA. RefSeq names its product protein RETICULATA-RELATED 4, chloroplastic. The record is from RefSeq and is a predicted model, not a curated record. NCBI's taxonomy places the organism in Eukaryota, Viridiplantae, Streptophyta, Magnoliopsida, Asterales, Asteraceae. Bases 116 to 1246 code for a protein of 376 amino acids. The transcript has 8 exons.
GAAAGGGUAAACUUUAGACAGUUGACCAGAAAAGCUAAAUCAGUGAGAUGACAUUCAGAUUGAAGAAGAAACACAUUCUGCAUCUCCUCACUCCUGAUCCUCCACUCACCCUCCCAUGGCAGCCACCACCGUCCGUUCCUUCUCUCUCCUCUCUCCCACCCACCACCACCACCACCACAACCGCACAACCCUCCGCCACUCCACCCACCUCAAAUUCUCCACACACACUCCCAAUUCUCACCUCUCAUUCACCCUUAACAACCGUCGGAUCCCUCUAACCAUCACAUACUCCGGCGGAAACGACGGUGGAGCUGGCGGAGGGGGUGGCGGUGGCGGAGGUGGAGGUGGAGAUGAGGAUGGUGAUGCCGGAGAGAAGAAUAAAGCGGAGGCGUUUCUCGUGUUAGCGGAAGCAGGGAGAUCUCUGGAGAGUAUUCCGAAGGACAUUGCGGCAUCCAUCGAUGCCGGAAAGUUGCCCGGAGUGAUUGUGAAGAGGUAUUUGGAACUCGAGGAAUCACCCGUGUUCCGGUGGCUGAUGAACUUUGGUGGGUUUAAGGAAAGGCUGCUUGCUGAUGAUUUGUUUAUGACUAAAGUUGCUAUUGAAUGUGGUGUUGGUAUAUUCACUAAGAGUGCUGCAGAGUUGGAAAAGAGAAGAGAGAAUUUUUCCAAGGAGCUGGAUUUUGUUACUGCUGAUGUGAUAAUGGCUCUAAUUGCAGAUUUCAUGCUUGUGUGGCUUCCUGCUCCUACGGUUUCUCUUAGAGCACCCGUUGCAGUAAGUGCUGGACGAGUUGCCAAAUUCUUUGCCGGAUGCCCGGAUAAUGCGUUUCAGGUUGCUUUGGCUGGUACAUCCUAUUCAUUGUUGCAGAGAAUCGGUGCCAUAGCGCGUAACGGAGCCAAGUUGUUUGGUGUUGGGACUGGUGCAUCUCUUAUUGGGACAGGUAUCACAAAUCUUUUGAUAAAUGCAAGGAAGGCGGUUGAUAAGACGUUUGCUGCUGAAGCUGAUGAAGAAGAUAUUCCCAUUUUAUCGACUAGUGUUGCUUAUGGUGUCUACAUGGCAGUUUCUAGCAACCUCAGGUACCAAGUAAUUGCAGGGGUAAUCGAACAGCGAAUGUUAGAACCAUUGCUGCACCAACAUAAGCUUAUCUUGAGUGCUAUCUGCUUUGCAGUCCGAACCGGCAACACGUUCUUAGGGUCCUUAAUGUGGGUUGAUUAUGCACGUUGGAUCGGAAUUCAAAGGUCUCGGGAAUGAUCAUAGGACGGCUGCCUGAUUGAUACUGUUGUUUUGUAUGUUUUUCUGUACAUGUAUGCAAUGUUACAUCUGAAAAGAAUGACAAAUUCAUCAUUGUUAAUGUUUUGUUUUGUUUUGAGUUUUAAUAAUGCCUUCAUUUUCCUAUAACUAAUGUUGAAGGCUCUGAUAUUGGCAUUUGAGGGUUUGCACGUGUAAGUUUUAGUUCUUAUUGAAACCAAGAUUUCAACUCA